Messenger RNA from Marmota flaviventris (yellow-bellied marmot), 3236 nucleotides. It is a transcript of the gene Zdhhc14, whose product is annotated as zinc finger DHHC-type palmitoyltransferase 14. The record is from RefSeq and is a predicted model, not a curated record. Gene Ontology annotation, biological process: peptidyl-L-cysteine S-palmitoylation; protein targeting to membrane. Lineage: Eukaryota; Metazoa; Chordata; Mammalia; Rodentia; Sciuridae. Gene Ontology annotation, cellular component: endoplasmic reticulum; Golgi apparatus. Gene Ontology annotation, molecular function: protein-cysteine S-palmitoyltransferase activity.
CGCCCAGCCGGCCGCGAGGAGGCGGACCCGUUCCGAGCGCCGCGCGCGCGCCGGGGCUGAGCCUUGCAAACAAGUGUCUGUGGCGGUGUCCCCACGGCCCUCCGGCGGCCUUCGGAGCGCCGGGGCUGGCUCUUCUGAGCAGUAGGAAGCCAGGGAGUCCCCCGCCUCGCAGCCCGCGAGCCGCAGACACUACCCUCCGCCGGGAGCCCUGCGCACGGGCCGCGGACUGGGCUCGGCUGCCGGGCGCGCCGACGCGGGGUCGCGGCGCGAGCAGCGCCGGGGCUCUUGCCGAGCCGAUCCUGACAGAAUAACGUGCGUGGCUGUCCCCACCCCUGGGAGGGGUUGCCGGUGCCGCGAGCUGCCGCCCAGUUUGCAGCGCUCUCUCCUGGGAGGAUCCGCCACCGGGAGGAAGGAGUAGAAUAAACCUGGCCGAGGCGCAGAAGUGGCUCCUGAAGAAGCCGGCGCCGGGGCCGCCGCCUUGUGUCCCCUCGGGGCGCAGCGCUCCGGGGUCGGCGUGCCGGAACCGAGGCGCGGCCGGGGGCUCAGGGGCGGCGGGGUCGAGCGCGCGACCAGGCGCACGGCGACCGGGGGGUCUGCCAGGCGAUCCCCCGCGCCCCACGGGGCUCCCGAGCCCCGGGACGCGGGCUGGAAGCCACGGAGGACCGCUGCCGCGGGCUGCGGACGAGCAUCGUCCCUGCCGAAAGCGGAUUCUGCUAUGACAGUUGGGCUCCCCGAGGGGUUAACCUGGGUGUCCUCGGUAAAGUUGUCGCCGAGCCGGGAGCCCGUGUAGGGGUCGCGGCACCGCGGCUCGGGGGGCGGCCGGGCGGCCGGCGGCGGUCGUGGCUCGGCGGGGCCCGCGCGGCCGGGGGGCUUCUGGGGGUGUGCGCCCCCAGCCGGCUGCCCUCGUGGAUGCCUCCCGGCGGCGGCGGGCCCAUGAAAGACUGCGAGUACAGUCAGAUCAGCACCCACAGCUCCUCCCCCAUGGAGUCGCCCCACAAGAAGAAGAAAAUCGCGGCCCGGAGGAAAUGGGAGGUGUUCCCGGGGAGAAACAAGUUCUUCUGCAACGGGAGGAUCAUGAUGGCCCGGCAGACGGGCGUCUUCUACCUGACGCUCAUCCUCAUCCUGGUUACUAGCGGACUCUUCUUCGCCUUCGACUGUCCGUACCUAGCGGUGAAGAUCACCCCCGCCAUCCCCGUGGUCGGUGGCAUCCUCUUCUUCUUUGUGAUGGGGACCCUGCUUCGCACCAGCUUCAGUGACCCUGGAGUCCUCCCACGAGCCACGCCGGAUGAGGCCGCUGACCUGGAAAGACAAAUAGAUAUUGCAAACGGCACCAGUUCAGGGGGGUACCGCCCGCCUCCCAGAACCAAAGAAGUCAUCAUCAAUGGCCAGACUGUGAAACUUAAGUAUUGUUUCACCUGCAAGAUUUUCCGGCCCCCUCGCGCCUCCCACUGCAGCCUGUGCGAUAACUGCGUAGAACGGUUUGAUCACCACUGUCCCUGGGUAGGCAACUGUGUGGGGAAAAGAAACUACAGAUUUUUUUAUAUGUUUAUUUUAUCCCUGUCUUUUCUGACAGUCUUUAUAUUUGCAUUCGUUAUCACCCACGUCAUUCUUCGUUCCCAGCAAACAGGAUUCCUCAAUGCCCUUAAGGACAGUCCUGCAAGCGUGCUGGAGGCCGUGGUGUGCUUCUUCUCUGUGUGGUCCAUCGUUGGCCUCUCGGGUUUCCACACGUACUUGAUCAGCUCCAACCAGACGACAAAUGAAGACAUUAAAGGAUCUUGGUCAAAUAAAAGAGGUAAAGAAAAUUACAAUCCCUACAGCUACGGAAAUAUCUUUACAAAUUGCUGUGUGGCCCUGUGUGGGCCCAUCUCUCCAAGCUUAAUUGACAGAAGAGGGUACAUCCAGCCUGACACUCCACAGCCAGCAGCGCCCUCCAACGGGAUCACCAUGUAUGGGGCCAUGCAGUCACAGAGCGACAUGUGCGACCAAGACCAGUGCAUUCAGAGCACCAAAUUCGUUUUGCAGGCCGCAGCCACUCCCCUGCUGCAGAGCGAGCCCAGCCUCACCAGCGACGAGAUGCACCUCCCGGGGAAGCCCGGCCUGGGCACACCGUGCACCAGCCUGACGCUGGGCCAGCCCACGCCGCCCUCCUCCAUGCCCAACCUCGCCGCCGAGGCCGCGCUCUCGGACAUUAUGCCCCUGAAGGACGAGCACGGGGGCCACCAGUUCCUGACCCCCGACGAGGCGCCCUCGCCCCCGCGGAUGCUGGGGGCCGGCAGCCCGCUGGCGCACAGCCGCACCAUGCACGUGCUGGGCCUGGCCAGCCAGGACUCUCUGCACGAAGACUCCGUGCGGGGCCUGGUGAAGCUCAGCUCCGUGUGACCCCUGUGGCCGACCCCAGGACCGACCGCAGGGCUCCUCCACAGGCGGUGGGAGCGAGGAGAGGGAUGCACCCCGCAGCGUGGAGAUGACAGCCCCAGGCCUGGGGUACAGAGACCCGCUUAGAAAGCCAGGGGAGCCCCGUCUCAUGGCAGAGGGCCAGCAGGCUCCAGAAACUCGGGGCUUGGUUUUAUCUGAAUUUUCUUCCCCACCCUGAGCACUUUGACAAUAAUGAAUAUAGAGAAGUGGCUGUUUUCGAGCAUUGGGAACCUGCAGGUUGGGCCUGGGGAGGGAGGACCCUCGGGGUGGGAUCUAGCCAGGGAAGAAAAGGCGCUGCCUUAUCUGCUGCUCGGAAGGUUUCUGACACGUGGCCAGACUGAAAUUGCACUUAAGUGUUAUGCUACUAAUAUCUGAAAUAGACACGCCGUUCCAUUUGUUAAUUUAAAAACUACAGAAGUUCUAAAGGCAGAAAACAGACCGGAUGUGGAUUUGCAUGCCAGCUACCGUCUGCAUUCCAGUGGUGUUGGUAUUCCGAAGGAAAUGCUGCUCUCUUUCCUUCUUCCUUUCUUCCUUUUUUUAUUUUUGUGAAUUUUCAAGUGCUGUUUUGUUGGCAGACGGCCCAACGGAUGCAGCCCAAUGGACAAGGCUAUUGGUGGCUGAUUAGUCCACUUAGUUCUGUGUGGAUUGGGAGCGUCUGGGCUGCGGAGGGCUGCUGGGGGUUUAAUCCUAUCCAGUGCCAUUUAACCUUCUGUCUAGGGGUCCGACGGGGUGUUGCCUUGCACUGCCCCCUGCAGUCCUCACCUCCUUGUAUGAUGAACUCCCCGUGGACAGCCAAUAAAAUGACAUCCUCUGUUAUUUUG